This is a messenger RNA of Olea europaea var. sylvestris, 955 nucleotides long. RefSeq lists its product as uncharacterized. Lineage: Eukaryota; Viridiplantae; Streptophyta; Magnoliopsida; Lamiales; Oleaceae. The record is from RefSeq and is a predicted model, not a curated record. The coding region runs from base 39 to 776 and encodes 245 amino acids. The transcript has a single exon.
AACGCACAUAGGUGGAAGAGUGGGGACAAGGGAAAAAAAUGGAAUACAAACAUUUCAGCCAUGAGCAUAAUUUGAAUCUCUACAGGGUUCAGGCAGGGCAACAAUUUCGAUGCCAUGGAUGUCAAAUGAUGUGCAACGAUUCGAUAUAUGCUUGUUGGAGAUGCAACUUCUUUCUCCACGAGCACUGUGGGAAUGCAAAUCGCUACGUUAAACAUCCGUCCCACCAGUUGCACCCUCUUGCCCUCGUCCCAAACCCAACCUACUGCAGUGGCUCAUUUUUGUGCACCGGAUGUGGUGCACCCGGAAAUUCCUUCUCCUAUUGUUGUCCUCCAUGUGAAGUCGAUCUUCAUGUCCAUUGUACGUAUUUACCACCAAAUGUAAACCACAAAGCCCAUCAGCACGAGCUUAUAAUCAAUUUUACCACGGGAGAGCAAGCAGGAAAUCUUGAUCAGCAUUGCAAAAUUUGCACAAAACAGUUGAAUUCUAAGAACUGGUCCUAUAUUUGUUCUAGAGGGGAGUGUGAUUUCAAGGUGCAUACCUAUUGUGCCACUUCUGAGGUGAAACCAGGACUUUACCAGGAUGAUGAACCGGAUACUCAAAUCCCAGCACAAAAUCCAAAUUCCUCCACGGGAGCGGGUGGGAAUCAGCCACAGAAGACCGGGUUGACUCCGGAAGAGGCUCUUGCUGAAGUGAUGCAGAUGCAGUUACAGAUGCAAAUGGCUCAGGAAUUUGCACAGAUGAUGGCUUCAUUCAAUCUUAGUCAUUUGGCACCUUGACAUGGUCCAACAUUUCAUGUUCUGAUCCCUGUACUUUUAUGUUUCUCCUUAAAGAAGAAUUAAGGAGACAAUUCAGAUUUUGGGUAAACUGUUUUGGCUGCUUCGUUUUGCAGCCUUAUCGGCUGAAGAUUUUGAUUUCAACUCAUAAGUAUUUAUAUUUGAGCUUCUGCAUUUCUACU